Molecule: messenger RNA, 870 nt
Organism: Dovyalis caffra
Lineage: Eukaryota; Viridiplantae; Streptophyta; Magnoliopsida; Malpighiales; Salicaceae
Source: the annotation of a GenBank genome assembly
AUGACACAUGCAAGCAGGAAAGAAGGUUCUAAAUCAAGAAGAUCAUUGCUCGUUGGAAUACAUGCGAUGAUUACUUCGUUUGGGCUUGAAAGGGCUAAAUUUCAUUAUCAGAUUCUAAUUAAUAGCAAGAUUUCACAUGGGGAUCAGAGCUUUGAAAUUCUGAACCCGUUUAAUUUGUUAUUAAAACAGAAAGGUCUGAGGAGAUGUGGCAAGAGUUGCAGACUUCGUUGGUUGAAUGAUCUAAAACCAGAUGUUAAAAGAGGAAACAUUAGCCCAGAUGAAGAAGAUCUCAUUAUCAGGCUUCACAAGCUCUUAGGCAACAGAUGGGCUUUAAUAGCUGGAAGGCUUCCAGGUCGAACGGACAAUGAGAUCAAGAAUUACUGGAAUUCAACCGUGAAAAGAAAGGUACAAGCUAACAAUCAGAAACAGCCCAGGAGAGCGAAGAAAGUUGCAAAAAAGCAAACCAGAAAGACCUCAUCAGCAUUAAACAAGGUGUCAAUAAGCACAAACAAUAGUCUUCCUUCACCACCAGUAUCAGCUGAACAUAAAGAGACUGAUCAGAUUCUCAGAGUACCCUCAAUUGAAGAAGGAACCCUGGAAAAAUAUCUGAUAGAGGACUCCAACUCAAAUGAUGAGCUUUUGCUAUUUACUAAUGACAAUGCUGUGCCUUGCAACUUGAUGGAUUUUGAUAUGGGGCAGAUGAGCUUAUCUUAUUUUCUCCAGACUGAUAUCUCCUCUAACAGUAAUAACAUCCAUGUUGAUGGGUCUUCACCUUCUUCUCCAGAUGUAGCUUCUUUGUUCCCUGAGGCUAUGCUGACGAAUUGGACAUAUGAGGAUGGCUUUGAACUUGAGGAGGCUAUGGGUCCUUGA